Molecule: messenger RNA, 1558 nt
Organism: Fundulus heteroclitus (mummichog)
Lineage: Eukaryota; Metazoa; Chordata; Actinopteri; Cyprinodontiformes; Fundulidae
Gene: lbh
Product: LBH regulator of WNT signaling pathway
Exons: 3
Coding region: 195-539 (114 amino acids)
Biological process (GO): positive regulation of DNA-templated transcription
Cellular component (GO): nucleus
Source: RefSeq, a predicted model, not a curated record
GCGAUCAGACGCAUCAAUUGGCGGAACCGCGUCGUUUGUCCAGGCUGCCUGACUCGCUGCUCUGUUACUUUUGUUUUGCCGGAGCGUCCUUUUCCGCUUAGGCACACAAAAAAAAAAAGAUACAAAAAAAAAGAAAAGAAAUAGAUAAAGAACAGUUGAUCAGGUUUGACAGAACAGACAGCCGGUGUGAAUUCAUGUCUGUAUUUUCACCGCAGAUAUUCUGCCCAGUGUUUGUGCCCGUCCCAGAUAUGACUGAGGUGAUGAUCAGUAACACCCCCAUGGAGGACAUGAGGCUCAGCCCAAGCAAGGACAGACUCUCCUUCCAGAUAUUUCCAGACCCCUCGGACUUCGACCGUUGCUGUAAGCUUAAGGAUCGCCUCCCAUCCAUCGUGGUGGAGCCAACAGAAGGAGAGGUGGAGAGCGGAGAGCUUCGCUGGCCUCCGGAGGAGUUCCUCGUCAGCGAGGAGGAAGAGGAUGAAGAGGAGCCGGGCGACUGCAGCAUGCAAAAUGGACAGCCGGCACAGAAUUCCCAGCACUAGAGGCCGGGCGAUUCAGCACCAUGUUCACUUUGCUAUUCGGUUCCGAGGGACGGUACUUUUCACACAUUGAUCACACUUCACUGGAGCACUCCAGCACAUUCGACUGACACGUCCAGUGUCUUGUGAUGCCAUCUCUCCAUGACACAUGACCCUUGACACAAAUGUACACAUCCACCAAAACGGGGGGGACUUUCCCUGUUUUAGUACAUGGAAUAACUCCUCUCCUAGUUUGGACAUCUUACCAAAAUGGAGGUUGAAAGAUCAGUCUACAUCCCUCGCCUACUUCCCACAGUGUCCAUCGUCACGUGUGUGUGUGUGGAGUCCAAGCCGAUGCCCUGCUCAAGAGCAGCAGCUUAGUGCUUCAUGAACAGCUCUUCCCCUGCAAGAGUCCCUGCUGCUCUUAUUUUGAAAUGGCUGGCAUCAUGACCCCAGAGUCUUUAUACCAGUGUGCAGAUCAACUGUGGUACCUGUGUGGAGUUAAUGUACAAUGCACUGUUCUGUUUUUCUUUUUUUAUUAUUAUUGGUAUAAUUAUUGUUGCCACUGCUGUCUGUAGAUGUCUCCUUGACGUAAAUGGUGGUUGUCUUUGAGAAGUGGACAUUCUGUGGAAAGUGUUUUCUCUGCACAGGAUUUGCCUUGGUUAUACUUGCAUAACUUAGUUGUUGGCAAGUUGGGGCAGAAAAAGGAAAGUUUGCAACUGAUGAUUUGCUUUGCAGGCUAGAUGUGCACUGAAACCGGAGUUAUGCUAUUAAAUCUGCAAUCACACUUGCCUCCAAGAAGCAGCGCUUGGAUGACAAAGGAAAAUGCUUUAAGGAUGAGCUUUUGGGGAGGGGGGGGGGGGGUUGGGAUUAAGCACUUGAUAAAAGGAAUGUACAGAGCCAAUGAAGGAUGUGUAAAUACAUGUUCUUAGUAAGCCAAGCUGAGACUUGGUGGUGUGAUGAGUUGACCAUAUUUUCUAGUCUUCCUGUUUUUAAAAACAGCCAUACUUUUGAUGCCAUAUGGUUCUGAUUCACUGAAAAAA